UCAAGCGGCAAAUGACAACUUUGGACUCAGGAGAGGUCCAUUGUGGUAUUGUUUGCUAGUUUCUUUUCUUUUCUUUUUCUCAUCUGUGUGCGUUUUUCUCACUGGCCCAGCUGUGAUCUGUGCAUCUUAGUCUAUAAACCCCAUAUGCUAAGUUUAAUAUCCAUCAAGAGUGGCCUUUUAUUAUAAUGAUAUAAAAUGAGCUGACUGGGUUGUUCCUUAAGGGAAAGGCAACAGGGCCAAGUUAGGACAGAGGGAUUAAUGAAGAACAUUACAGCAGCCCUCACUCUCCUGGCUCUAAUAUGGACUCAAAUAGCAGACAUAUCCAGGGUUCCUGGAGUGUCAGUUGGAGUUUUCCAUGAAGGCGAUGUCGUUUUCUGUGAAUUGAUUGGAUAUUGUGAUCUUGAGCAGAAAUUACCUACAAUAAGUGAUAUGAUAUUCCCCAUUAGCUCCUUGUCCAAGGCAUUUAUGGCAUCUAUUUACGGUGGCCUUGUUGAUAAGGGCGUACUUAAUUAUGAGUUACCAAUCCGCAAGAAUCUCCUGGAUUUCUACAGCACUUCACCGCAGGUCGAGUAAAAUGUGAAUGCGAUUAACCUCCUGUCUCAUUGGAUGGGAAUUGCAGGAGGAGAGAUGUUUUACUUCUAUGAUUAGCCUCUCCUUAAUGACAGCAGUCUUACUGGAAUAUUUGGCAGCCUUCUAUUAGUUCACCCCUUCAGGUCAACAAUGCAGUAUAAUAACCUU
Molecule: messenger RNA, 738 nt
Organism: Aspergillus wentii DTO 134E9
Lineage: Eukaryota; Fungi; Ascomycota; Eurotiomycetes; Eurotiales; Aspergillaceae
Exons: 1
Coding region: 259-573 (104 amino acids)
Source: RefSeq, a predicted model, not a curated record